GAAGAUGCCGAAACUGGGACGAAAAAAAUGCCAGUGCGUGCUGUGACCACCAGGUUCAUGUACAAGGGACUUUGCACUAUUCCAGAUGUCCUCACCUACCGGACCCCUGUUAACCUGCCUGAGGAUGAGGUGGAAGAGAUCCGUGAGGCUUUCAAGGUAUUUGACCGCGAUGGGAAUGGCUUUAUCUCAAAGCAGGAGCUGGGAAUGGCCAUGCGCUCGCUGGGCUACAUGCCUAACGAAGUGGAGCUGGAGGUUAUCAUCCAGAGACUUGAUAUGGAUGGUGACGGCCAGGUUGGCUUUGAAGAGUUUGUCACGCUGCUCGGGCCCAAACUGUCUGCCGCAGGAAUGCCUGAUAAGUUCCACGGAGCAGACUUCGACUCUGUGUUUUGGAAGUGCGACAUGCAGAAACUGACGGUGGACGAGCUGAAGAGGCUGCUUUACGACACUUUCCGCGACCACCUCACUAUGAAGGACAUCGAGAACAUCAUCAUGACCGAGGAAAACCACCUCAACAGUCCGGAGUCCCACGUGGACAUUGACACGAGUCCGACACAACAGGAGAAACACACGUGUGUGCGGAAAAGCCUGAUUUGUGCCUUCGCUAUUGCAUUUAUCAUCAGCGUCAUGCUCAUUGCAGCAAAUCAAAUGCUCCGCAGAGGGAUGAAGUGAAUAUACGGUGCCAGCUGGUUGCAAAUGGAUUUGAGGAAGGACACUGGAAA
Salarias fasciatus (jewelled blenny) is the source of this 719-nucleotide messenger RNA. RefSeq names its product calcium binding protein 7b (gene cabp7b). Lineage: Eukaryota; Metazoa; Chordata; Actinopteri; Blenniiformes; Blenniidae. The coding region runs from base 28 to 669 and encodes 213 amino acids. Gene Ontology annotation, molecular function: calcium ion binding. The transcript is spliced from 6 exons. The record is from RefSeq and is a predicted model, not a curated record. Gene Ontology annotation, cellular component: trans-Golgi network membrane.